This is a messenger RNA of Acaulospora colombiana, 2070 nucleotides long. The record is from the annotation of a GenBank genome assembly. NCBI's taxonomy places the organism in Eukaryota, Fungi, Glomeromycota, Glomeromycetes, Diversisporales, Acaulosporaceae.
AUGUCGCAAAAGGGAAGUUUGAAAAAUUCAGAACAAGGUGGCAGCUUGCCCGUCCCCUCGGCGUCCUCCGCGUUCGAGCGCUACGGGUUGACCAUCGCCGAGAAUUUGUUCAAGAAACAAAAAAAAGUAUUCGAGAAGUACGCCUCGGUGGAGGUCGAGGGACAAAAGUACAUGAAUCAAGACGAUUUUAUUUCGGCCAUAGCUCCUGGGGAGGAUUGGAAAAGGAUUGAGAAAGAACAAUAUGGUAUCUUAUUUAAAUUGGCGGAUAAUAGUAAAAAAGGUUUAAUAUCCCUUCAAGAUUUUGUGGUAUUCGAGAAUUUACUUUCAAAACCUGAUGUAGAAUAUGAAAUCGCUUUCAGACUAUUUGACAUUGGUGGGACUGGGAAAAUCACCUUGGAUCAGUUUAAGACGAUUUUGAUAUCAAACAGUGCACCCGACAGUGUUCCGUUCGACUUCGAUUGUGAGCUGUUGAAGUUGUAUGUCGGUCGGAAUCCGGGAAAAAAAAACGAACUUACUUACGAGGAAUUCACUCAACUAUUGAAAGGAUUACAGGAGGAACGACUACGCCAGGAGUUUAAGUACUAUGAUAAAGAGGGCUCUGGGUACAUCUCUCCUGAUGAUUUCAAAAGGAUCAUCCUUUCCGUAGCCAGGCAUAAGCUUUCGGAUUAUGUCGUUGAGAACCUGUCGACUUUAUGUGACGAAUCCACUGGAAACAAGAUAAGCUACGCGAAGGUUGCGGCCUUUCACAAUGUCAUAAGACAGAUGGAUAUGGUAGAGAGGAUUGUUUCAAAGGCCAUUUCGGAUAGCGCCGAUAAGAAGAUCACCAGGAACGACUUUCUCAACACGGCGGCGAAGGAGACGAGAUUCUCAUCGUUCACCCCAUUGGAGGCCGACAUCAUAUUUCACUUUGCCGGAUUGGAGAAUUCCUCGGGAAGAUCAUCGAGACGCGAUUUCGCUCAACUAUGGGAUCCCAAAUGGAAGAAGCAGUCAGAAUUAAAGCCGGCGGCCGAUGUACCAGUAAAAGGUCGUACUGGACUUGGAUGGGAGAUCCUGCAUCAGGUCUACUCGUUCGUCCUGGGCGCGAUCGCCGGAGCUGUGGGUGCGACCGUCGUGUACCCCAUUGAUCUGGUGAAGACGCGUAUGCAGAAUCAGAGGUCGAAGGUGGUUGGCGAAUUGCUGUAUCGAAAUAGUGUGGAUUGCUUUCGAAAGGUUGUAAAGAACGAAGGUAUACUUGGACUCUACAGCGGUCUUGGCCCUCAGCUGGUGGGUGUGGCGCCGGAGAAGGCUAUUAAAUUGACUGUCAAUGAUUUCGCGCGAUCUCGCCUGAGGAAUAAGGAGACCGGUGAAAUCACAUUGGUUUCUGAGGUGUUUGCAGGUGGUAUGGCGGGUGGUUGUCAAGUGAUAUUCACCAAUCCACUGGAAAUCGUGAAGAUUCGUCUUCAAGUGCAAGGUGAAUUGGCGGAACGUCGUUCCGCGAUUGCAAUCGUGAAGAACCUUGGUCUCUUCGGUCUUUACAAAGGGGCAAACGCGUGCUUACUUCGUGACAUACCAUUCUCCGCCAUAUAUUUUUCCUCGUACUCGCACAUAAAGAAGGAUGUGUUUGGCGAAGGGCCAGAUAAAAAAUUGGGUAUAGGGGAAUUGUUGUUUGCAGGUGCGGCGGCCGGGAUGCCGGCGGCGUAUCUCACAACGCCGGCCGAUGUGAUUAAAACUAGACUACAGGUGGAGGCGCGUGAAGGUCAAACCGCGUAUAAUGGUAUAGCUGACGCCGCUAAAAAGAUAUUUAAAGAGGAGGGGUUCAAAGCAUUCUUUAAGGGCGGACCGGCUCGUAUUUUUAGGUCUUCGCCGCAAUUCGGUACCACCCUGAUGGUUUACGAAUUGCUGCAAAGAUGGUUCCCGUGGAAUCGCGCAGAAGACAAGGUUGCAAAGAUUACCGCAACGGAGACUGGAGAUCUCGGUCACUUGAAAAGCAGGAAUGCAUUAAAGAUUUUAUUGGAUUUGGACUACAAGUUUGGGGUGGUGCCGAAAGGUCUUAAUGUUUCUGGGGUGCCCGUGGCCACAUCAUCAUCUUAG